Molecule: messenger RNA, 574 nt
Organism: Paramecium primaurelia
Lineage: Eukaryota; Ciliophora; Oligohymenophorea; Peniculida; Parameciidae
Source: the annotation of a GenBank genome assembly
UAAUUUUAAAUAUUAAAUGGUGAAUAUUCUAUUAUUAGCAGGUCCAGGAUGUGGUUGGGUAAUUAUUUUUUAAUCUAAAUUUAGGGUGCAAUUCUAUUGGGAGGAGUAUUUAAAUUUGUUUUAUAAUCUGAUGAUAAUGAUAUGACAUGGUAUUAAGCAUUUACACUUGGUUCAAUAUUAUCAGCAACAGAUCCAGUUGCUGUGGUACUUAAAGAAUUGGGUGCAAGUUUAGCAUUUAACCAUUUAUUUGAAGGGUAUUAAAUUACUAUAUUUAAGAGAAGCCUUACUCAAUGAUGAUGUUGCGAUGGUGUUUUUUAUAUUUUUUAAUAAAUUUUCAAAGGCUCAAAGCGGAAAGGGAGAAGCUUUUACUUCAAGUUAGGUGGUCAUUAAUUUCAUAAGAAACUCCCUUGUUAGAUCUGUAUUAGGAAAAGUUUUAGGAAGAUUGGCUGCAUUAUGGACAAAGAGAAUAUUGGAGAUGAUAUGCCAAUUCAUUAAAUUUAUAUGAAGGAUUGACUGAUUAAGAAAUCUUUGGAGAAGUAAGAUAUAGAAUUUAUAGAAUUCUUAAAGGAUUAUA